Cucumis melo (muskmelon) is the source of this 1883-nucleotide messenger RNA. RefSeq lists its product as uncharacterized. NCBI's taxonomy places the organism in Eukaryota, Viridiplantae, Streptophyta, Magnoliopsida, Cucurbitales, Cucurbitaceae. The record is from RefSeq and is a predicted model, not a curated record. Bases 224 to 1519 code for a protein of 431 amino acids. The transcript is spliced from 4 exons.
AUAUUUCUUAUGCCGAUCAUAUGUGGUUGACAGAACUCGAGAUUCACGUGGGAACCAAAAUGCCAUUUUAGAUCCAUUUAAGAAGAAUCGAGUUCAAUCAGAAUUCGCACCUAUCAACAUCAGCAAGAGGCAGCUUCGGGGCUCUGCUUUAACACCAUCCAACCUUCAUUAAUCUUCUCAAAUAUAUUCCCAACUCGUGCAUUUUUAGACUUUGCAGAGUAAAAUGUGGCUUCCUUUGGUACUUGUAAUGAUGACGAUGAUCUCAUGCUUGGAAGCUGUCGUUGGAACAAACAAUAACAACAAUCCCAUGAAUAUGGUAAUAAAAACUCAAACUUUUUCAUCUCCAUCAUUCACCAUGACACCUGGUUUAGUAAUCGAGAAAUACUUCUACGAUAUCAACUUCCCAAAAUCCCACAUUGCCAUAAAAAGCUUUGAUGUUGAAGUUGUAGAUGAAUCAGGCAAUCAAAUCCCACUUCCACAAACUUACCUUCAUCAUUGGGCACUUGUGAGAUAUUACCAACACAAAAAUGCAACAAACCCAACAAUAAAUACUGUCUAUAGCGAGCUUCAAGAACCGAACUUUAUCAUUGCUAGCAACAAUGGAGUCUGUGGACGGAACGUUUUAACGGCCUACUACGCCAUGGGAUCCGAAUCAAGAAAACUAUCCACAUUUCUUCCACACCCAUAUGGAAUUGAAGUUGGGAAUCCAAAAGAAAUUCCGGCAGAUUAUGAAGAGAGGUGGAGUCUCAAUGUUCAUGCAAUUGAUACAAGAGGAGCAGAGAACAAGUUGGGAUGUAUUGAGUGUCAUUGCCAUUUGUAUAAUAUUACAAAAGAUCGAUUUGGAAGGCCAUUAACGGAAGAUUAUAAAGGAGGUUUGCGCUGUUGUUAUGAUAAAACAAAGUGCAGAGUGAAUGUAAGUGAUGGAGAAGAUUUCAAAGAAAGGAAUUUGUUUGUGAGAUAUAGAGUGAGGUGGGUGGAUUGGAAUGAUUUUGUGAUUCCUGUUAAAGUUUAUUUAUUAGAUGUUACUGAUACUUGGAAGCCAUUGUCAGACUCAAAGGAAGCUUCUCAACAACAUAAUUGUCUGAUUGAGUAUGAUGUAGAAGCAGAGUCUUGCUCCCACACAAAUAAGGUUGAUGAUGAUAAAUGUAAUGCUGUGAAGAAGUCGAAGAUAAUGUUUCCAUCAAGUGGGUAUCUCAUCUAUGGAGUGGCUCACCAACAUAUUGGUGCAACUGGUGCAACAUUUUAUGGAGAGGAUGGAAGAGUUUUAUGUUCUUCAUCUCCAAUUCAUGGGAAAGGAAAUGAAGAAGGAUACGUGACUGGAAUGACAACUUGUUAUCCACAGCCCGGCUCAAUGAAGAUCAAGAAAGGAGAAAUGGUAACUUUUGUAUCCAAUUAUAGUUCCACAAUGACCCACAGAGGAGUUAUGGGUAUCUUUCAUAUUUUUGUUGCUGACAAAAUAUUCAAAUCAUCAUCACCACUUUCGGAAGAAGUUGGCAAUAACAACACCAUCGUCAUGUAAAGAUCUAAAUCUAAAGCUUAGUUUGGAUUGUCGUAGCUUUUUGAAUAAGUGAUAUACAGUAUAGUAGGAAGUAUAUUAAUAUUUGGUAAAUUUACGGUUUAGAUAUUAAAAAGUGGACGUUACAGCUGUUUGCUAUAUAAAUAUUAGAUUAUUAUAUUUUGUUGAGAAUUCCACCAAAAAAAAUUAGUGAGACUUCUCUCUAGGGGCGUAAGAAUAACCCGAACAACCCGAUAACCCGGACUACCCAACCCAUAUUAUAUGGGUUGGGUUGGGUUAGUUUAAAAUGUGGAUUGGAUUGGGUUGAAAAUUUUGGUUUUUUUCGGGUUGGGUUGGGUCUCGGGUUGGGGGUUGAAAAAUUUGGAUC